Erinaceus europaeus (western European hedgehog) is the source of this 1190-nucleotide messenger RNA. It is a transcript of the gene EIF6, whose product is annotated as eukaryotic translation initiation factor 6. NCBI's taxonomy places the organism in Eukaryota, Metazoa, Chordata, Mammalia, Eulipotyphla, Erinaceidae. The transcript is spliced from 7 exons. The record is from RefSeq and is a predicted model, not a curated record. Gene Ontology annotation, molecular function: ribosomal large subunit binding. The coding region runs from base 161 to 898 and encodes 245 amino acids. Gene Ontology annotation, biological process: ribosomal subunit export from nucleus; maturation of LSU-rRNA; maturation of 5.8S rRNA. Gene Ontology annotation, cellular component: preribosome, large subunit precursor; nucleolus; cytosol.
AGGGGUUGCGUGCGUGGCCGGUGCGCCGGCCUCUCCCGGAAGUCACCCAGGGCGGAGACGGAAGCGGAAAUCUUUUAGGACAGGAGGAGGAGCUGGUGCCGCGUGUGGGAUCUGCAGUUCUCUGGCCUCUCUGUAGAAGUAAACGAGCCCAGCAGGCCCUAUGGCGGUGCGAGCGUCGUUCGAGAACAACUGUGAGAUCGGCUGCUUUGCCAAACUUACCAACACCUACUGCCUGGUGGCCAUUGGAGGAUCCGAGAACUUCUACAGUGUGUUCGAGGGCGAGCUCUCCGACACCAUCCCCGUGGUGCACGCGUCCAUCGCCGGCUGCAGGAUCAUCGGGCGCAUGUGUGUGGGGAACAGACAUGGUCUCCUGGUGCCCAAUAACACCACCGAUCAGGAACUGCAGCACAUUCGAAACUGUCUCCCAGACUCAGUGCAGAUCCGGCGGGUAGAGGAGCGGCUUUCAGCCCUUGGCAAUGUCACCACCUGCAACGACUAUGUGGCCUUGGUCCACCCAGACCUGGACAGGGAGACAGAAGAAAUCCUGGCUGAUGUGCUCAAAGUGGAAGUCUUCAGACAGACAGUAGCUGACCAGGUGCUAGUAGGAAGCUACUGUGUCUUCAGCAAUCAGGGAGGACUGGUACAUCCCAAAACCUCAAUUGAAGACCAGGAUGAGUUGUCCUCUCUUCUCCAGGUUCCCCUUGUGGCGGGCACUGUGAACCGCGGCAGCGAUGUGAUUGCUGCUGGGAUGGUGGUGAAUGACUGGUGUGCUUUCUGUGGCCUGGACACAACCAGCACAGAGCUGUCGGUAGUGGAGAGUGUCUUCAAAUUGAAUGAAGCCCAGCCUAGCACCAUUGCUACCAGCAUGCGGGAUUCCCUUAUUGACAGCCUCACCUGAGUCACCUUCAGUGCUGCCCUGCUCUGGACUGUGGUUCCCUCUCCGUGCUCCACCCACUCUAUACGGGAUGCUGACAUGGAGGUGGCAGAGAACUCAAUGAGACUGGGUGGCUGAAUGCCCAAACUUUUUUCACCUGUGUCCUUCUGAAUCUAUACUUAAUGCAAAAAACAAAACAAAACAAAACAAAAAACUCGCCAUGUGUGUUGGCUGUCAGAUUCUUUAUCCUGACUUCUGAGAGCCCUGCUGUCCUGUGCCACCUCAUUAAAAUGCAACUGCCUCUGGCCAUUCUGAA